Messenger RNA from Plasmodium cynomolgi strain B, 4122 nucleotides. RefSeq lists its product as hypothetical. NCBI's taxonomy places the organism in Eukaryota, Apicomplexa, Aconoidasida, Haemosporida, Plasmodiidae. The transcript has 2 exons. Bases 1 to 4122 code for a protein of 1373 amino acids. The record is from RefSeq and is a predicted model, not a curated record.
AUGAAUUUUUUUUCAAACAAACCCAAUAUAAGGAGCACGAAAUCUGAAGUCAUCCACAAAGCAAACAACAAUAAUGUCAGCAGCAACAAUGUCAGCAGCAACAAUGUCAGCAGCAACAAUGUCAGCGGCAACAAUGUCAGCGGCAACAGUGUCAGCGGCAACAGUGUCAGCGGCAACAGUGUCAGCGGUAACCGUGUUGGGGGAAACCAUCCCAGCAGCAACCAGGUCGGCAGCCACCAUACGGGCAGUUACAACGUAGGCCAUAACGGAAAAAUGCAAAAUGAUGCGGGCAGUGGGAAUUUUCUACUUGAAGAUAGCAACAGCUUCGCGUACUCCAACUGUGACGCGGAUAAAAGUUCAGAAAUCCACUACAGUAACAAAGCGUACGACCCGCAGUAUAGCAUGUACAUGAAUAAAGUAGCAAACGGGGUGAGGUCUACAAGAAACCACACUUCUUCCCACAGAAUAUGUUCCCCCAGAUCGCAAUCCAUCAAUCUGUUCGCUCCAAAAGUGAAUAGGACAUCCAACAUAUCGACAAAUUUUGAUGACAGAAUGUCGUACAUUUCAUUUUACACCAAUAACAAAAAAAAACUCAACAAAACGUCCAUCCUGGAGUCUAAUGAUAGCUUCAAAACGCAGGCCAAUUCGCAGAUCGUCGAGCAAUCCCUAGACUUACUUAAACAUCUAGUCAAUCAGGAAAAUAGGGAGCAUUAUUUAUCCGUGCAAGAAAAUGAUAAAAAAAAUAAAUUAAUAUUAAAACUAAUCGAUCAAGCUAAAAGAAAUGAUGAAAAAGCAGAAUUGUCGCAAACAGAAUGUGCUAGUAAUAAUUCCAUUGAUAAUUACCAAAAAAGAAUGGACAUGCUACAUUUAAAAUUUAUGAAAUUAAAAAAUGAAUAUUCCCAUCUUAACAACGAAAAUGUUAUUCUAAAAAAACAGAUAAGGAAUAUAAAAGACAAUUAUCACAUGAUGAAUCCGAAAAGUGCUACCGUGUCCUUUCCCCGGGGACCCAUACAGGAGGAGGCGCUUCGAAGUAAUGAUAGCGGGAACAGCAGCAACAUGAGCAACAUCGGCAACAUGGGCAACAUGGGAAACAUCGGCCACAUGAGCAACAUCGGCAACAUCGGCAACAUCGGCAACAUCGGCAACAUCGGCAACGUUAAUAAUGAACAGAAGAUGAGACAGCAACAGGGGGGAAGAAUAAUGUUAAACAAAACGACAAGUAUUAACAGCAUACAGCCACCUGUGAUUCCCCCAUUUGAAAAAAAAAAAUUAGUAGACUGUCAAGUACAAACUGAAUGCACCCUAAUGAGCCCUUUACCAGAGAGACCCGAUAAUACCAAAGUGGGAGGUUCCAAUUCAACCGUCAACAUGAAUGGGAACAAUUUCAAUUCCAAUUUGUUAAAUGAUAAUUAUCUUAGCAAAUUACGAGAACAAAUCAGAAACGAAGUUACACAAGAAAUCACAAACAAGUUAGAACAAAAAUACAAAGACGAAUUGCUCAUGUUGAGACAGACCAUAGAGAAUAACAAAAUGAAUAAUCAAAAUCGCGCUGAAGAAAUUUCCAUUGAUAACCUUAUCAAUAAUACUAAGCAUAAACUGGAUGAACAAAUAAAUGAGACAAUUAACAAGUAUAAAAAUUCCCUUUUCGAUCACUUUAAGGAAUUAAUAAAUGCAGCUAGCGAGCGGGGGAAAAGUACAGUUCAGAUGGAAUGCAAAGGGGAUGGAAGUGUUAAUGAAAAGGUGAGCAUUGGUGUAGAUAAUUUUGCUUCCCUCUCCGUUAAUGACAAAAUUAAUGAAUGCAUAAGCUUAUUCGAAAGUAUUUCCCAGAAAAAAAUGAGCGCUAGAAAGGUAAAAGAGAAAGGGCUGGACAACAGUAGUAGCAUACUCAGCGCUCUUAAUAACAUAAACACAGACAUAAACGACAUUGACGAUAUGAUCAAUAACUUGCAUGCAAAUAUCGGACGGACUAAUUUUUCGGACGAUGCAGAGAGCUGCCCAGGAGAACUGGAUCUUUUGGGGAAGGCCACCUCCGUUAGUGACGAUUUAGAGUUGGAGGAAGAGGCCAGUCGUAGAUCAUUAAAUGGAGAGCUUGAGUGUGCCGGAGGAGAAGGUGAACUGAAGGAGGAAGUUACCACCGGCAGGGAUAAGGCGAGAAAAGCUCCUAAAAGGAGAGACAAAAUUGGGGAUAACACUCACGGUCCAAUGUCCGUUCGUAGUGAUGGCCCCGCAUCGGUUCGUAGUGAUGGCCCCGCAUCGGUUCAUAGCGAUGGUGGCAGAUCGAAGCGCAAGGGAAGAAAUAGCACCGAGGGAGAUCCGUCCCACAGGAGUAACUUCCACGUCGAUAGCCCCCCACCCGAUGACAAAAUUGACGUGAUGGGAAAUAUGACAAUGGAGAUUAAUCCAUAUUUGGAUGAGACAGCCGAGGGUGGAGAAGAACGUUCGAGCGAGGUAAGAAGUAAAAAUGUGAAUAUUAUUAUGCAUCAUUCGGAGAGUGGCAUGGUAAAUGGUAAUAAUAUCGACGUUCAUUCCAAUGUGCAUUGCAACGUGCACGUGGAUCAUAACGCGGAGGGGGAGGCAAAUGGCCACUUCAUCCAAACUCCCCAAGGUGCCUACAAUACCAGGCACACUGUAGGAGGUAUGGCAGAACAGAGUUUUAAUAAUGAGCAGAUGCUUGAUAGAGAGGAAAGCCCUCAUAACUUAGCACCGAAUGAUAACAACGCGUAUGACUAUCCUAAUGGGGACUUCACAAAAGGGAAAGACAACGAAGCUAUAUCCCCACAAUCGCCUGAUGACAAAAACAAAGAUAGCAAAAACCUAAGUGACAAUUUCGGCAAUGACACAGAAUUGUGGUCCAAAAAUGAAAAUGAUGAGAAGAAUGUUAAAGGCACCCCCAAUGAGGAAAACUUUUACAACAGUACCAACGGUACCAAAGCGAAUAACACCUUGUCCAAUAAUGUGCAAAUUGAGGAGGGAGAAAUAGACGUCAUAACGAAUGGUGUAAAUGAUGUCAAGCAGAUUGAAAUCCACAGUGAUGCACAUAAAUUUGCAAGUACCGGUUAUCCAACUGACCAACCGUUUAUGCACCAGUCAGGAGAUGGAAACGGAGAGAAGGCUCCAAAAAGUGCAUGCAACGUGAAUAAGGGAGACGAAGAAUUCCAUCACGACAAUGUGAGUGGAAUGAUGAAUAACGCUUUGGCAGUAAAUCGUACCAGCCAUCACUAUGGAGGAUACACCCCCCACAGUAAUAACGAUAACCAUUUCGACGGUAAGGAAAAAUUUAACCACCCUGAAAGCAACCCCUAUGAUGGUAGCACCAGUAGAGCUCAAAUGAACCCAUUUAACCACAAAAAUGAUGAAAAUUUAGAAACUAAUAACACGUAUAAUAGUGCAUCGAAUGGAAAUAAUCUCUACAUGUAUCAAAGUAAUAACGAAACAAAAAAUGGACCUAAUUACAAUGCCAAGGGUGACUAUGCAGUUAACAGCUCUGUAUAUUCGUACAACACUGCUGCUAAUAACAAAACGGAUUUUCUCUCACCAAGCGAAGAAAGAUAUGAGGAGAAGCCAUUUUAUAGGGAAGAAAAUAUCAGAACACAUAUUAUGAACAAUAAUGGGGAGGUCUAUCGAAAUGAUAACUUCCUAUUUAUAGAAAAUAAUAAUAACUCUUUUGCAAAACCAGCAGGGACUUAUCAAAAUAACCAAAAUGCAAACUUCGUUAAUUUUUACCAAAACGAUGUGGAUGGUAAUAAAGUAAACAGCGGAUUGAAUCGUGCAGACAAAGUGAAUAACCAGUACGAUUUUUUUUACAAUUUGGGCGAGUCCAAUGGGGCAAGUCAGCAAUACACCCCUUGGGGCCAUCAAAACAGCAAGACCGCUUGCAUAAACAGCUACAACGGGGAAGGCCAGUUUGGCGAAACGGCUGAGAGAAGUCCUCCAAAUUAUUACAGCAAAACGGCCAACAUAAAACGAGUAAAUAGCAGUGCAAUAAAUACAAUCAAGAACUCCACCAGUGAUUUGUCGCAGAAUGGCCAAGUCAAAUUAUCCACGAAGAGCGAAGUGCACUAUAACUCAUUCAAGGCACAAAAAAAUAAAACAAAAAAAAAUUUAGAAGACCUUUUUGCCUAG